This is a messenger RNA of Didymodactylos carnosus, 273 nucleotides long. Lineage: Eukaryota; Metazoa; Rotifera; Eurotatoria; Philodinida; Philodinidae. The record is from the annotation of a GenBank genome assembly.
AUGAAUAAAGCAGUAUUAACCGAAAGUCUGCCGAUGGCGGUUAAACAACAAGUUGAUCAAGCAGUGCAUCACAAAGAAACGAACAGUAUGUAUCCCAAUUUAAUUGAAAAUAAUGAAGCAAUAUCAACUACAAUCAAUCGGGAAAAGAUCGAAAACAGAAGAAUACAGCAUUUGAAACCAUUGCAGCUUAAUGAAGAUGAAAUGUUUAGUGUUUAUCGCCUGGCAUUACACUACGCAAAUUAUGAACAUAAUUUAAUUAAUAUACUUGGUUAA